AUGGCAACAGUGGGUGUGGUCAUCUUGUCCCUCCUGCUCAUAGUGCAGUCUCUGGCCUCUGCUGAUGUUUUCUGCGACAAUGUUAAGGCCAUUGCUGCCACCCUCUCGAAGAACACCUCUUCUUCCCCGGUACACUUCGCAACCACCAACUUUGGCCUAGCCCCUAACGUGGUCUACGCCUUCGCGCUCUGCCGUGGCGACGUUGUCAGUGACUCUGCCUGUGGCCAAUGCGUCGCCAACACGUUCAACAUGCUGCUGAAACUGACUCCACCACCGCAGCAGCAGUGCUUCAAUGGCUAUGUGUAUUAUGGGGAAUGUAUCGUCAUGUACUCCUACAAGGAGGAUGACAUCCUCUGGCCCGCUGAUUGGUGGAAUACCACGGACUACAACACGACGGCGGAGUGGUGGAACGUAAAGAAUAUCACUGUUGAUGUCCCCCUCAUUACGGGCCUCAUCCAUGAGCUGCUAGUGAAGACCAUCGAAAAGGUGGUCGUCACGGUGAAGCCAAGGUGGUACGCCACAGGCAUCAUGGACAGCCGUACGACCUUCCCAUUGGUGUAUUCCUCAGCGCAGUGCACGCCAGACCUGUCCGCAGGCGACUGUUUGGCGUGCCUGCAUCGCCUUCUCGCCAGAGUCAACUCCACCAUGUCCUUACGCAUUGGAGGUCAGAUAUAUUUCAGACGUUGUUAUUUCAGGUACGAGUCCUCUAGUUUCUAUAAGGGUAUACCCAUGCUGAAUGUCAGCGCACCAUCGCCGGUGCUAGCGUUGUCUCCAACCCAACACAAGAGACCCAUGAGCACGAUGUGGGCAAUUCCCAUAGCUGUACUUCCUCUAGCAGCAGCAGCAUUUCUCUCCUUCAGUUGUUAUUCUCGUUGGCUCACAAGGCAAAGAAAGGGUAUGCUUAUAAGAUCAAGACAUGCUCUGAAUUUUGAGGGAGACGACCAUCUAGUUUGGGGAGCUAAGAAUUCAGAGUUCUCCUUCUUUGACUUUGAACAGCUACUGGACGCCACAAAUAACUUUUCAGAAGAAUACAAACUUGGACAAGGUGGCUUUGGCACCGUUUACAAGGGAAAGCUUCCUGGGGGACUAGAGAUAGCAGUGAAGAGACUUGCUUCAAAUUCAGGCCAAGGUUUCAUAGAGUUCAACAAUGAAGUCCAGCUCAUAGCCAGACUCCAGCAUAGGAAUUUGGUUAGACUCUUGGGAUGUUGCUCUCAACAGGAGGAGAAAAUAUUGGUGUAUGAAUACUUGACAAACAAAAGCCUGGAUUUCUACAUCUUUGAUGAAAACAGAAGAGCUCUAUUGGAUUGGUCCAAACUUGUAGCAAUAAUUGAAGGAGUUGCACAUGGACUUCUUUACCUCCAUAAGCACUCCCGGUUGCUUGUCAUACAUAGAGAUCUUAAACCAAGCAACAUUCUCUUGGAUAAUGAAAUGAAUCCGAAAAUUUCAGAUUUCGGGCUAGCAAGAAUAUUAAGCUCGAAAGGAAACACUACAAGAAGAGUGGUUGGUACAUAUGGCUACAUGGCACCCGAAUAUGCAUCGGAGGGCGUAUUCUCUAUUAAAUCCGAUGUUUUCAGCUUUGGUGUUGUUAUUUUUGAGAUCCUUAGUGGAACACGGAAUUCGAGUAGACAUCAAUGUGGAGAUUACAUCAACCUACUUGGACAUGCAUGGCAGUUAUGGGAAGAAGGAAGAUGGAUUGAUCUUGUGAAUGCAUCAUUGUCCCGCGAGAAUCAUUCAAUAAAGAUUAUGAGGUGCAUUAACAUAGCAUUGUUGUGUGUACAAGAGAAUGCGGCUGAUCGACCAAAUAUGGUAGAUAUUGUUGCAAUGCUAAGCAAUGACACUAUGAUCAUGGCUAAGCCUAAUAAGCCAGCACAUUUCAAUGUAAGGGUGGCAGAUGAAGAGGCGUCUACUACUCCAGUGGCAUGCAGUAUUAAUUAUUUGACCUUAUCUACCAUAAUUCCUAGACAGUAG
Triticum dicoccoides is the source of this 1968-nucleotide messenger RNA. RefSeq names its product cysteine-rich receptor-like protein kinase 4. Gene Ontology annotation, cellular component: plasma membrane. The transcript has 7 exons. The record is from RefSeq and is a predicted model, not a curated record. Gene Ontology annotation, biological process: protein phosphorylation. The coding region runs from base 1 to 1968 and encodes 655 amino acids. Gene Ontology annotation, molecular function: ATP binding; protein serine/threonine kinase activity. NCBI's taxonomy places the organism in Eukaryota, Viridiplantae, Streptophyta, Magnoliopsida, Poales, Poaceae.